Prunus persica (peach) is the source of this 740-nucleotide messenger RNA. RefSeq names its product monothiol glutaredoxin-S1. The transcript has a single exon. NCBI's taxonomy places the organism in Eukaryota, Viridiplantae, Streptophyta, Magnoliopsida, Rosales, Rosaceae. The record is from RefSeq and is a predicted model, not a curated record. The coding region runs from base 264 to 584 and encodes 106 amino acids.
UGUCCUGCGCAGAACCAAGUAAAUCAUGCAUGCAUAAAGGGUAAUUUGGGAAUCGAAUUACAUAAUCACUAGCUAGCUAAAAGCUUCUAUAUUCUAUGUCGAUCAAAGUUUUAAACAUUGCAAUCCCCCACCGCACUGAACAAUGAUAUGAACCAGUAUAAAUAGACCCAUAAUGGAUCUCAAGUUCCUCAUCAAACAAAAACCUCAAGUCAAUUCUCCAAUUAAAAAGGCAGGUAGCAAGAGAUCGAAGCGAUCGAAGAGAGAUGGACAUGGUGGCAGGAUUGGUGGAUGAGAAGCCAUUGGUGAUCUUCAGCAAGAGUUCAUGUUGCAUGAGUCACUCAACAAAGUCAUUCCUACGUGGGUUUGGGGCAAACCCUACAGUUUACGAGCUGGAUCAAAUGCCGAACGGGCAGCAAAUCGAGAGGGCGCUGCUGCAGCGGGGUUGCAGGCCAAGUGUACCAGCUGUGUUCAUAGGCCAAGAGUUGGUGGGAGGUACGAACACAGUCAUGAGUCUCCAUGUACAGAACAGGCUUGUCCCUUUGCUAAUGAGAGCUAAAGCUAUUUGGAUUUGGAACGAUCGAUGAUGAUUAGUAGCAUAGACUUACUAUGCACACCCAGCAGAUGUAUAUUGAUAAAAUGGCCGGCCUCUAUCCAAUAUAUGAGGCUCGGUCCAUCUUUUUGCACUUCGAUUUGCAUCAGUUACUAACUAAAUGAGAACUACGUACGUACUGUUAUGUUUU